GCUCGUGUUUUCCAAUGUUAAGUGAAAGGAAAUAUGUGUCCUGAGAGAAACACGCAGGGCAACAAAACUCCCUUCAUCGACCUCGUGAACCCGGAAGUGGCUGUCGCGGUCAAACGACAGGUUUUUUUUUUAUUGUUUUCAUUCAUUAAGUGGUAAUACGUAAAGAUAAGUCAUCAAACAAGUGUACUGAACAAAGACGGAGUGAAUUUUGUGGAACAGAAAUGUUUUACCAUAUUUCUUUGGAGCAUGAAAUAUUGCUACACCCGAGGUAUUUUGGUCCAAACCUCCUGAACACCGUGAAGCAGAAGCUCUUCACAGAAGUGGAGGGUACCUGCACUGGCAAGUAUGGUUUUGUCAUUGCAGUCACCACCAUUGAUAACAUUGGGGCAGGUGUAAUCCAACCGGGCAGAGGGUUUGUCCUGUAUCCAGUCAAGUACAAGGCUAUUGUGUUUCGCCCAUUUAAAGGGGAAGUGGUGGACGCUGUAGUGACUCAAGUUAACAAGGUUGGAUUGUUCACAGAAAUUGGUCCCAUGUCUUGCUUCAUCUCUCGCCAUUCCAUCCCCUCAGAAAUGGAGUUUGACCCCAACUCAAAUCCUCCUUGUUAUAAGACAGUUGAUGAGGACAUUGUAAUCCAGCAAGAUGAUGAGAUCCGGCUAAAGAUUGUGGGAACAAGAGUGGACAAGAAUGACAUUUUUGCCAUUGGAUCCCUCAUGGAUGAUUAUCUGGGUCUUGUAAGCUGAUUUGGCUCAGAGGGAGCACAUUUCACAUGGGACAGUUUUGUAGUCGCCUUGAAUUUUUUUGUUCAAAUUAAUAUUUUUCUACACUGAUACAGUUUGGUCACAGAUGGUAAAACCCUGUAGCUACUUAAUUUUAUCACUAUGUUGAACAGGCUACAUCUGAUAUGUUUUAUUGAGACUGAUGUAAAAUUCAAAGAAAAUGCCACCAAGAGAAUGCUUGUUAAAAUGAAAGCAAGGUGAUUUACAUUACAAAAAUAGCCAGCAUAAUUAAAAGUUUCUUUCAUAUAGAAUUCCAUUUCAAUGAUGUAUUGUUUCUUUUUGUAUGUCAACCAUAAUAAAAUAUUUUAUUUGUUCUUA
This is a messenger RNA of Scomber scombrus (Atlantic mackerel), 1094 nucleotides long. RefSeq names its product RNA polymerase II subunit G (gene polr2g). Gene Ontology annotation, cellular component: RNA polymerase II, core complex; P-body. The coding region runs from base 222 to 740 and encodes 172 amino acids. The transcript is spliced from 8 exons. Gene Ontology annotation, molecular function: single-stranded DNA binding; translation initiation factor binding; single-stranded RNA binding. The record is from RefSeq and is a predicted model, not a curated record. NCBI's taxonomy places the organism in Eukaryota, Metazoa, Chordata, Actinopteri, Scombriformes, Scombridae. Gene Ontology annotation, biological process: positive regulation of nuclear-transcribed mRNA poly(A) tail shortening; transcription initiation at RNA polymerase II promoter; DNA-templated transcription.